Lactuca saligna is the source of this 1128-nucleotide messenger RNA. NCBI's taxonomy places the organism in Eukaryota, Viridiplantae, Streptophyta, Magnoliopsida, Asterales, Asteraceae. The record is from the annotation of a GenBank genome assembly.
AUGGCUACUGCUCGCGCUUUAAGAAGAGAUCUUACCAUCGAGGAAUGGGAGUCUUUCGAGUUCCGAUUCGGGUUCAUUCCCGAACACGGCAUGCAAAUUCCCUUACAUGAUGCCUCUUUGUACAGUCCUCCAGAGGUCAAAGUUGGGAUCCCAAUCUCCUUGUUUGAGGUAGGUCUACACUUGCCUUCCACCGUUUUCUUCAACAUGAUAAUCCUGGAAUACAUGUUUUUAGUAAGGGAGUUGACCCUUAUCAUUAUAAACAAGAUAAUCAGAUUGGAACUCCUUUGUUGUGCCCUAGGCUUCUUCCUGACCCUUCUUGAUUUCAAGCACUUCUUUAACGCCUCCACUCAGUCGGGGACUCGAACCCUUUCUCGCCAUCGGGGAGUUCCUACUCUUAUCCACGAUAAGAAGUCUAAGAAGAACUGGCAAGCGAAAUUAUUAUGGAUGAACAACGAUCUCGUAGUACUUAGUUACCCGAGGACUAAGUUGUACAUUGACCGAGCCCCGGUGUUGUUUGGCGCUGACAAGGAACUGGUUGAUGCCCUGGAGAAGAUCAGCAUCACCGAUAAAGAUUGGCUUGACUGUUUCUUGGCCGUCGGUGAGAUGAGUGCUGCUUGGAGGGCUCGUAGGAAGAUUCCUGAAUUCUUUGUUGAGAAAGAUGGUGUGGAGGAGAUUAUUUAUUUAGAGAAACCUCUACUGGGUCUGUUCGACGGCGAGCUUCAGGUUCGUAACGUUGACCUAGUAGAGGCUCUUCCACCUCUUUUUUCUGGACAAGGACUCACGGCCACUGCCGCAUCUGACAGUGUUACCGUCGUUGGUAAGGAUCCGGACCUACAAGAUGUUGUCUUCAUUGGUGCUUCUGAGAAGGAUCCUACACCGUCCGGGUCCCCGAGGAGUCUUCGUUGGGUUAAGAGUGAUAGUGGCCAGUGGUUCCGCCUCUAUCCACUUGAUGAAAUAGUCUACGGCUACCAGCAAAAGCUUUACGCCUCCUCACGCUGGUGGAAAUGGUCCCACUAUAUCGAUCCCCCAUUAGUGGAAAGGCCAAGGGCUAGUGAAUCUUAUCAGUGGCAUGGCUCGUUGAUUUUGGAAAGGGGCGAAUGCUUGGCAUUCCUUUCAUUUCUUGGUUAA